Molecule: messenger RNA, 2088 nt
Organism: Lodderomyces margitis
Lineage: Eukaryota; Fungi; Ascomycota; Pichiomycetes; Serinales; Debaryomycetaceae
Exons: 1
Coding region: 1-2088 (695 amino acids)
Molecular function (GO): protein binding
Source: RefSeq, a predicted model, not a curated record
AUGAUUACAAACGAACGUAUUUUGGUGUUCCAAGACCAACAGGAAUCUCAUAUUAGAAGAGUUUCUAGUAAAGGCGGCGACCGUGUGGCUACGAUUACGAACUUGUACUUCAAAAACAAGCACUUAUCGAAACACCACGCCACAGUAAAGUACGAGCAAGACAAAGGGUUCACCGUUGAGGACACCAACUCAACUUUUGGAACUGUUAUCAAUGACACAGUUAUCAAACACAACACCAGACAUCCAUUGAAAGAUAAGGACAGAUUAGGGUUGAUUUUGUCCAAACCUUCUCUGAGAAUCAAAGAUGUGUUUAAGAAGUUUGAAUCUGAUUUGGAGCACAAAAGCAUUCCACUUCUUGAAUUUGAUCUGCCCAAAAUAAGCAUGCAGUUUGAUGUUGCGAUUGACAAGUCAGUGCUCAAAUUGGUACCAUCUGUUGCUGCUGUAGGAGCCAACCAAGGUUAUGAUUUUACAAACGAGGAUUCAGUAACAAACCUUUCAACCGUUGAGAUUAUUGAACUUGAAAAUAAUGAUGCGGAAGCGACUGAUAGGAGUGAUGACAACGAAAGUUUUAGGUCUCACGAUGAGGAAAAGCCGCCUAUUAUUGUCAUUGACCUUGAUGAAGAUUCUGAAGAGAAUGUUGGCGAGUCAUCACUAAAGAUUAAUAAAGUGGCACCAUCAACUUCUUGCAAAGAAAUUACACCUAAUGAAGAUUUUGAUUCCAAGUACCAUGAUGAUGAAAAUGUGAAGGUUGGGAUUCAUGAAGUUCUCACAGCUGGGCACGACUCAGGUGAAACUGUCGUGGGAAAUUCAUCGAAACUAGAUGCAAAUGAAGAUGGCCUUAACCACGAGUGCUCAUGUUUUCAUCCCGAUGGUGCUGAUACAGUAUCUCAAUAUGAGACUCGCAACGAAGACGACCUUGCUCGAGAAAAUGGGGUUGUAAGCAAGGAUGAGUCUGACGGAGAAGAUGAACCACCAAGUGAAUCGGACAUUGUUUUUGAAGUUUCCGAGCCUGAACGUUAUAGCAACCAGAAAGAGGGCAAUGUUGACGAGGACGCUGAAAUUGCAGUGGGUAGUUUCCACUGCAACGAAGCUGUCUCAAGGAGCAAAUGUCUGUCUUUUGGUCCAAAUUCCACCGAUAUCGUAAAUCAUCGUGAAGCUUCUCAAUCGGGAACCCCAUUAGCAGAGGAAGUGCUGCUAGUUGAAACCACUGACGACGAAGAAGAUCGCCGUGACGUUACUAAUAAAUAUGAAGAUGGUGAUGUCACAAGCUUUGAGAAUGAAUGCAGUUGCGACGACUUUCAAAAUUGUAAAGGUGCCAAAAAAUUAUCUUGCAACUGUGAUGUCGAAGGUUGUCAAAAUGAUUCUGAUCAUUCAUGUUUAAGCUCAGUUUGGGAUGGACUUGGUGACGAAUACUCACCUAUUACCUUGGAAGAUCCAUAUGGUGAAGUUGAAUCUCUUUGCAUUUGCUCGGAUCCGGAGGACUGUUACUAUGGUACCCCACAAAUUCCUCAUUCACAUUAUCAAGAAGAUGAGCAGAGCAAAUCAGGUGGAAACUCCUAUGAAUGUUUAGGUUGUGGCUCUCACACCCUGAGUAAGUGGGAUGAGUAUGAUGAUUCCGACAGCGACUCCAUCUGUGUUUGUUCUGACCCAGAAGACUGCUAUUGUGGUAAGAAGCAAACUCUUUUCGCUCCCAACAAGCAAAGGGAAAACGUUGCAAAGUUAGUAUCGAUCAACUCUUCCGAGGUUCACAGACUAGAACCAUACAAAGACGUAAGCCAUCUAAUGGAAUGGCAAAAGACGAAUUCUGGAAUCUCGAAGCUUAACGGUGCGAUAACCAACCAAACGUUGCUGAACACGAGAAAAAGAUCUCAUCACGAUAUGGUUGAAGAAGAAGAAUUAGGAAGUAGAGUGGACGGAGAAGACACUAGUGUGGGUGGAGAUGAAGAUGGAAAGCCACCACACAAGAAGCUUGCAAGUGAAGAAUCCAAAUUGAAGACUAUUUGCAAAGAAUUUGCAAAAGGGUUGUUUUACGUAGCUGCCACAAUCACCGCCCUUGGUGUAUAUGGCUCAACAUUGGAAGAGAAUUAG